AUGGGUUUACCUGUCACUUUGCCAGCAUCAUGGUACACUUCAGAUCAGUUUUUGAAAGUCGCACAAGAGAAGAUUUUUGACAAAGGUUGGCAGUUCAUUUCUCCAAUAACCAGAUUCGUCAAAGACCAAGAAGACGGGGAAAAGUAUUGUCAGUUCAACUUACUGGGAAACCCCUUCUUUGUCGUUGACGACAUUGAAGAUGUCUACAAAGUCACAAAGAUUGACGCGUACUACGGCAAGUACGAGGAUUAUCUCACCGGUGCGGAAACUGAAGAGCAACUUCAUCAUGUCUUGCAAACCUUAAAGAAAGUUAACACCCAUGUCACCCCUUCGGGAUUGUUGUUUGCUUCUCAUCAAACCACUCCUCCGGAUUUCAAUGAAUACUAUGGAAACCAACUCGAGCAAUUCAUUGGUGACAAGGACUUUCGGGCAAGACCAAUUCGCCGCAAAUUGGUGUACGAAUGUGACUACGGUUUCAUGACCUUUAUUGAUGGUUACCAAGAAUGCUUGCACUGCACCUACACUCAUCCAGGUCUUGCCAAAGCUUUUGCGAUGGACUUCUACAAAGUCGAAACUUACACAAAUUUCUGUCGUCAUCUGGCAGAAACAACGAACGGAGAUCCUUCGGUAACCGAGCCCGGUCUUUUUCUCUACUUCUUCCCAACCUGUUCUCUGAACUGCUAUGCAGGUGGUAUGGGGAUUUUCAGGUGUUGCCCAUUGACUGGUUCUAAAUGCCGCAUGGAAUUUGACUACUUCUUCGAUGGCUCUGACGAAGACUUUGAAAAAUACUUCAACUUUGCAAGGCAGGUUGCCGUUGAAGAUAUUGAGUUGUGUGAAUCAUGCCAGACCAACUUGGAGUGUGGAAUGUACCAAGUCGGUACAUUGAACCCAGAAAACGAAAGGGGUGUCGUCUACUAUCAGCAGUUGAUAAAGGAUAGAAUUACUGUCGCUUGA
Kuraishia capsulata CBS 1993 is the source of this 954-nucleotide messenger RNA. RefSeq lists its product as uncharacterized. Gene Ontology annotation, molecular function: iron ion binding; 2 iron, 2 sulfur cluster binding. Lineage: Eukaryota; Fungi; Ascomycota; Pichiomycetes; Pichiales; Pichiaceae. The record is from RefSeq and is a predicted model, not a curated record. Bases 1 to 954 code for a protein of 317 amino acids. The transcript has a single exon.